AUGCCCUUCAAGGUUGCCGGACACAGGGAACGGAACCCCCGGGUGCAGUUCGGCGGUCAGGUGAAGGUCAGCCCCGAGGAUGUCAUCGAGAAGGUCGGGUGGCGGUCGGGGGGCUACCAGCAGUUCCUCCUGCUGGUCACCUGCAUCACCAUCGCGAGCGAGGCGGCUGAGGUGGCGCUGCUGUCCCUCAUUCUGCCCCACGUCAAGAACGAGUUCAACCUCACGAACUGGGAGACGGAUAAGGUGGCGAUGUCCAUCUUCGCGGGGCAGAUGUUCGGAUGCUUCGUCAUGGGGGCGCUCGCUGAUUCGUUUGGGAGGAAACCGUGUUCGAUCAUCGCAUCGGCGCUCGUGGCGGUGGGGGGAUACGCGAGCGCUCUGGCGGACAGCACCACCGCGCUCAUGAUCUGCAGGUUCGCGGUUGGCCUCGGCGUGGGUGCCGCGUUCGUCCCGGUGGACAUGCUCGCGGAGGCGUGCCCGGAUCACGUCCGAACCACCAGGACGCAGCUCGCGAACUUGUCCUUCUCGGCGGGCGUCGUCGCCGUCACCGUCGUCGGCGCCGUGAUCCUGGAGCCGUGGGGUUGGAGGCUCCUCGCGUUCGUCGCCGCGGUGCCGCCCACCGUCGCCCUCGUGAUGGCGUUCUACCUGGACGAGUCCCCCACGUGGCUGGCGGAUGUCGGGCGCGGAUCGGAGGCGAAGCGGGCACUGGAUCGGAUCUGCGUGGAGAACACGGGGUACCCGCUGCCGGAGGGACUCCAUAUCGUGGGGGAGAGGGAGGCGGGCGGGGGCGCGACGAUGGACGUCGCGGAGAAGGGCGUCGCGUCGGCGGGCGGGGGAGCCGGGGAGGCGUCGGCGUGGUAUAACCUAGCCGGGAACCUGGUGAACCUCUUCCGCACGGUGUGCCUGUGGAGCCUGGCGUUCGUGCAGACGUUCAACUUCUACGGUCUCAUGCUGAACGCGCCGGUGGUGUUCAGGGUUAAGCAGUACGCCGACGACGGCGUGACCGAGCUGACAAACAGGGUGGUUUUUGAUUACGCGGCUAUCCUCAUCGUCAACUCUGGGGACCUGGUGGGGAACUUCUCCGCGCUGCUGGCGCUGAGGAUGAAGACGAACCCGAGGCGCGUUGCGGCGGCGUGCGCGGCGAUAUCCGUCCCGAUGCUGUUCGUGCCGCUGGUUCCUGCGCUCAACAGUCACAGAUGGGGAUUGGUGUUCCUGAUGCUGGUCGGGCGGAUCCCCGCCGCUCCUAUUGGCUCCAUGUCGUGGAUCCUCAACGCGGUGGCUUACCCGACUCUGUUCCGAGCGACCGGUCACGGUUGGGCGAACGCGGUGGCCAGGUUCGGAGCGGUGACCGCGUCAUCGAUGUACUCGAUGCCCGCGGCUCUCUCCAUACCCAUCCACGCGCUGGCACUGGUGGCUGCUAUUCCCGCAGCGCUUUUCAUGCCAGCCGGCGCGCUUGAGCAUGAUCAAAGCCCGAAGGGUCGACGGUGA
Messenger RNA from Micromonas commoda, 1485 nucleotides. RefSeq names its product major facilitator superfamily. The transcript has a single exon. Gene Ontology annotation, cellular component: membrane. The record is from RefSeq and is a predicted model, not a curated record. Lineage: Eukaryota; Viridiplantae; Chlorophyta; Mamiellophyceae; Mamiellales; Mamiellaceae. Gene Ontology annotation, biological process: transmembrane transport. Gene Ontology annotation, molecular function: transmembrane transporter activity. Bases 1 to 1485 code for a protein of 494 amino acids.